This is a messenger RNA of Closterium sp. NIES-65, 621 nucleotides long. The record is from the annotation of a GenBank genome assembly. Lineage: Eukaryota; Viridiplantae; Streptophyta; Zygnematophyceae; Desmidiales; Closteriaceae.
AUGAGACCGGUGUCGUCACCCCCUCCCCCCUCCUCUCCCCCCCCCCCUCCUUCCGUCAUGGCGGACGACUCUAUUCCCAUUGAGCUCGGAGCUAUCGAAAAGCUCGAGCUUCUUCAUGACACAACCGCUGUGAACUGGGCGUCGUUCGAGGAUUCGCUCCACACCCACCUUGGCUCCCUCAUCAUUCAGGACUACUGUCUGCUUGACAUAGACCUUGAGCAUCCUAACGGCCUUCCACCUGUCCCUCCCCCUCUUCUUGAACCUCCUCCUCCCGACGCCCCUCCACCCCUAGAGCCUCACUCUGAUCCCCCCCGUGCCCCAAUUCAUGAUGACAAUCCAGAUCGAUGGGCGGCCAACUUGAACAACUACAACAAGCUUCGCGACGCCUACACCAUCCAGCGUGAGGCGCACUGUGCUGCUGAGAAGGCUCACGCUGAUGCUACUGCGCACAUCCUAUCCUACACACAGGAUGAAAGAGACUAUGCUGAGGAACUUCGCAAGUUCAACAAGGAUACUGCAGCAUGGCGAGUUGCGGAUCAUCGCGCUCUAGCCAUCAUUUUCUCCUGCAUCCCUUCCCACCUCAAACACGACCUCCGCCCCACUUCCUCCUCUGGCCUCUAG